AUGGAAUCGGAAUUCUACAGGCCCGCAUCCUUGGAUCUAUGGACGGCGGCGCUUAGGAGACUAAAGGACCAAAUCCAGCACCCCAAGUCGCAGUGCAGAAACGAAACGAAACGAACGACGCAGACGAACAGAGAAUUCGUUCAUUCUUUAUAUCGCGACUAUAUUUUUUUUUCUGGAGGAGAUCCUCAUUUUGCAACUAGAUCAGAGCGCUGCAAGCGUGACAGUAAUCGCAUUGCGCUGUUGCACUUGCGGAUUUGUUCGCGAAUUGCGCGCGAAUAUGAAGCAUGGACCGCCCAACUCCAGCACAAUCAGAUACGGCGUGGAAUCGCGUCGCGUCAACUCGUCUAUUCUCUGUUCCACCGACCACAAUCCACUUCCCCCUUUGCCACUCCCAACCCAGCCCUAAUCCUCUCGGAUCAGAUCCCCUCUUCUCCUGCCGGAGCAAGAUCAGUUCGUCCAGAUCCCACAGUCGCCAUGGAGGAUGAGGAACUUGUUGAUCAAAAGAAGUACCUUGAGGAACGGUGCAAGCCACAGUGUGUAAAAUCACUUUAUGAGUACGAGAAAUGCGUCAAGAGAGUUGAGAAUGAUGAUACUGGGCACAAACACUGCACUGGGCAAUAUUUUGAUUACUGGUCAUGCAUCGACAAAUGUGUAGCACCAAAGCUCUUAAAGAAGCUCAAAUGAUGACGUGAUACCAGUUUCGACGAGUGACCUGUUCAUUUGCCCUAACCUUGUCCACUUUGGAAACCGGCUGAGCUCAUAAACUGUCUACUGUCUGUGCCUCGAUUCCGUGUACUUGUAAUAAAAGCAACAAUUUUGCUUUGCAAGCAUGUGGGUUUCUUUGGACUGAGCAUUCGGUGCAAGGAUACAUACAUUCGGUGAUCGUGUUUGUGUUGUUCAAACCAUUCUAGUUUUUGAAAGCAUAUGGAACACAUUUGUUCCAGUGUUAUGCUCUUUCCCCAUGAGGGUUACGUGAAUGGAAUCUGGGUCUGUUCUA
Molecule: messenger RNA, 997 nt
Organism: Phragmites australis (common reed)
Lineage: Eukaryota; Viridiplantae; Streptophyta; Magnoliopsida; Poales; Poaceae
Exons: 5
Coding region: 1-684 (227 amino acids)
Biological process (GO): mitochondrial electron transport, ubiquinol to cytochrome c
Source: RefSeq, a predicted model, not a curated record